Molecule: messenger RNA, 2115 nt
Organism: Cordyceps fumosorosea ARSEF 2679
Lineage: Eukaryota; Fungi; Ascomycota; Sordariomycetes; Hypocreales; Cordycipitaceae
Product: fungal specific transcription factor domain protein
Exons: 4
Coding region: 1-2115 (704 amino acids)
Biological process (GO): DNA-templated transcription
Cellular component (GO): nucleus
Molecular function (GO): DNA-binding transcription factor activity, RNA polymerase II-specific; zinc ion binding; DNA binding
Source: RefSeq, a predicted model, not a curated record
AUGAAUGAGGCGACGUCGCUGGAGGGCAACGGCCGCAAGUAUCGCUCCAAGAAGCAGCGGCCAUGCGACCUCUGUCGGACGCGCAAGAUCCACUGCAAACUACAGGCUGAUGGGGCCGACUGCGAGCUGUGUCGAAGGCUUGAAAAGCGCUGCACUUUUGUCCUCGGGCCUUUGAGACGCAAGCAUCGUGCUCGCGAUGCCAAUGACAAUGAAGCGCCCCGACGACGGCGAGAAAGUCAGAGCCAGUUUGAGAGGCCUGACUUUGGCGAUAUUCCACCUGGAGUCCACGCUGCCGAGGCCGAUCGGACCGAAAGAAUGAACAUGGACCUUGGAGACGGCGAUUUGUGGGCGCUGCCAGCCGACAUGAGACAUCCAUUCGCUAUCCAGGACAUGUCCAGUAUCAUGGGCUACUAUGGUCUCGGCAGCAACGGCGGAGCUUUCGCUGCAAGUAAUGGCACAUCGGGGGCUGGUGGUGACGGGAUUAACAUGAUGCUCACUGAACCCUCGGUAGACCUCAGUCUCGAUCCUAGUUUUCUCCCGGCUGUGCUUUCACCGACCAACUCCAACAUGGCCCAUCCAACUCGCCAAGGCACAUCACCACCAAGCACGUCCAGCGGAUCACCUUCGGACACGAACAGCUUCUCCGACCAGCUUCGUAUUCAGCCUCCUCUCCAGCCCGAUGACGAGUUCACUCGACGAGCAGGCACAGCUCAGCAGGUGACAGCCCACACCCAUGGCUCACAAUCGUCCUUAUGGCCCAUUGAGCUCUCGCUGGAAGCUAAAAAGGGAUAUUCAAACCACUUGAUCGGUCUCUCAUGCGAGUCCGAUCCGUUCCUUUUAAAGCAGUACAAGUACAACGCCUAUGAUAACUACCACAUGUUCCGCCUUGACUUUCGGAGAGUCGCUGAUGAUGUUCAGCCUCGGAGCAACCAUGACAUGCCCGGCAGUCGGGCCCAGCUACUUACUACCAGGGUCCCAACGCAGUUCAUGAUGAGCGAUGAGGCGAUCUGGAAGGAAGACUUGAAGGCCACAGAGAGGUACUUGUCUGGCGGAGGCACGGGAGCUGCAGAUCAAGCGCUACUUAACAAGAUCGUGGAACCAGAGCUGGGAAGAAAUCUAGUGAAACUGUACUCCAGAUUUGUCCACCCUCGAUAUCCCGUCCUCUCAUUCACGGAUCUCGGGCGCAUGCUCGAUCAUGACACCGCCUUACAUGUUCCCGUCGGCAUUCGGAGCGCCGUCUACGCCCUCGCAGCGCCAUUCACCUUCCUAGACGACGAGCUCAGCGUCUCAAACGGCUACCUCGGUGUACCGACAGAUGACCUUUGGGACAUUGCCCAUCGCAGCUUCCAACGCGAUAGCUGCUUCUCACACCUAUCACUGCUGCAGCUGUGUCUUUUAAUGCUGCACAUGCCGCCACGGAACUUCGUUGUCGCCGAGCCCUCUAAAUUCUGGGCACUUUCUUGUUCAGCGGUGGCGAUUGCAGAGAACCUGGGAGUAAAUGUCGAGCCGAAGGAUUGGAGACUGCCGAGAGAGGAGGUCAUUCUACGUCGGCGGCUGUGGUGGCUGACCUACGUUGGACACACGUGGCAUGCCCUUGUCUGCGGGAGGCCUUCCCAUCUACAUGAGUCGAACUGGAGUGUUUCCGACCUUACGGAAGACGAUUUCGAGCCGGGUCCGGACGAUCCGAUCAUUCGCGAGGCGGUCGCAAAGCAUAUACCCAUUUGUCUGGCUCAAUGCGAGCUCGGUGUCAUCGCUGCAGACGUUUUAAAAGAGUUCUACUCAGUGAGGGCAAACUACACGGAGUCACUGGCAUUAGCAGCCCUCCUCAGCAAAGCGCAAAGACUUCGUACACGCAUAGAGAGCUGGAGGCAGACCCUGCCGUUUCUCUCAAAAUCUGUUCUGGAAUUGGACGAGCAGGAAUUUGAGAAUGGCGCCCCCUUGCGCUUGCAGCAUUUGACGCUGGAAAUACUCAUCUUUCGCGCCCUCCUGCGGCCAUUGUCGAAUGAGCAAGUAUCGACUUCGGACAAGUGCCGGGAACCAAUCUCGACCAUCUACGAGAACUGCCACGUCUGCGCCAGUAUACACGUUACCAGCUAUGCUACGUUUCGACGCUGA